CUUAAGUCCCUAUUGGCCCAUAAGAUUGUGUAUAAUCGUGGAUCAUUAGUUUUGUCUUGCCUUUAUUCCAUCUUCCAUGGGAGCCUUAAGUCCCUAUUGGUCCAUAAGCCCACAAGCCUCCAACUGUACCUUCCCCCUCUCCUCCACCACUACUCCCCUCCCUCCCCCUCUUCAUGUAUGGGACAUGAACAACUCCUCCCCUCAGUUUGCCCCGACUGGACAACCACCACCGAACCACAACAAGCAGACCGUUGCAACACUCCACACGGUCGAGCGAGGCUGCGGGGCGCGAUGCGAAUGGGACUUCACGCUCACCUCGACUGUCUCCUCGAGCAGUAGCCCCGGCAGAGCGACCGCCUCGGACACUCUCGGCGUGAUCGAAUUCGACCCCUCCGACAACCUCGUAGCCACCGGCGGGAUUUCCAGGAAGAUCCGGGUUUACAGUUUGAGUUCGUUGGUGGGCGUUGCUACUGCUGGAGAGGAGGGGAGCGUCGCAGUUCUUGACCACGCCAGCGCGUAUGAUUACUAUCUCUGUACUCCCGCGAAGCUGAGCAGCCUUCGUUGGAAGCCCGACUCCGGCAGCCGAAUCAUUGGGGCAGGGGACUACGACGGGGUAGUGACGGAGUAUGACCUUGAGCGGCGUGUGCCCACCUUCGAGAGGGACGAGCACGGAGGGAGGCGGGUGUGGAGCAUGGAUUACACGCGCUGGGAUCCCGCUGUCGGCGCGUCGGGGUCUGACGACGGGACCGUGCAGGUAUGGGACACGAGGUGCGAGGGAGGGAGCUGCGUGGCCACGGUGCGCCCCGGCUCCGGCGCUGCCGUAUGCUCCGUCGAGUUCAACCCCUUCGGUGGCGCUCUGGUGGCCGUGGGGUGCGCUGACCGGAAGGCCUACGGGUACGACGCGCGGAAAUUAGUGGAACCGGUGGUGGUCUUCGACGGGCACGCCAAGACGGUGACGGAUUUGAGGUUCCUUGACAUGCGCAAUAUAGUUUCAGCGAGCACUGACGGGUGCCUGAAGCUGUGGAGCGUGGACGACACGAGUGUGAUCCGCACGUACAGGGGUCACGUGAACAGCCGCAGCUUCGUCGGGUUGUCCGUGUGGAGGAAUGGGGGACUGCUGGGUUGCGGGUCGGAGAGCAACGAGGUGUUCGUCUACGACAAGCGGUGGGGCGAGCCCAUUUGGCUCCACAGGUUCAAUAGUGAGGCGGUGUGCGGCGGUGGCGGAGGCUUUGUGAGCAGCGUCUGCUGGAGACAAGUUGGCGUGGAUGAGUGUACAUUAGUCGCUGGAGGAUCAGAUGGGGAUUUGCGGGUUUUUACGGGCAAGAGGAAAUGAUCGUCCGUGUUCCUGAUUCGUUGCAUAUUUCCAGGAACUGGAAAUUUUGUAACAAAGGAUAUUAUAAGAUAAAGUCAAGAAUAUCGCAAAAGUGCUCGAUCAGAGGUCCUUCGUGGGAGAAGCAGUUCAUGCAAUAUUUUCAUCUACAACUAUUGAUGAUUUGAUCGAGGAGCCUGUCGCCCUCCAUACCAUUACCAUGAGGAUGCGGCUAAUUAA
Molecule: messenger RNA, 1549 nt
Organism: Punica granatum (pomegranate)
Lineage: Eukaryota; Viridiplantae; Streptophyta; Magnoliopsida; Myrtales; Lythraceae
Source: RefSeq, a predicted model, not a curated record